AGGAUGGCCCUGAAGGAAGGCAACUGUGGGACCCCUUUAAGGCCAAAAAAGAUUCCCUUCUUGCGAGUCCCGCUGGGGGCAACGCGGAGCUGGCAAGGCCGCACCGGGAAGCAGUUCCUGGGCUGUGGGUUGAGACUCGACUCUACCACCCUCGCCCCUCCCCGCCGCGCAUCCCUCACUCCUGGGGUUCGGCCAGGCAGAUUUCCUUUUCUUUCUCUCUGUUUCUCUGUUCUUUCUUUUCUUUUCUCUUCCUUUCUUUCUUUCUUCUUCUUCUUCUUCUUCUUCUUUUUUUUUUUUUUUUGUUUCGGUUCCUGCCGACCAGGCCAGGGAUCCUUCGCCAGGAAGACAGCGCCCUCUUUCUCCUCCGGCCGCGCCCGCCGCCUGCCUGAGCCCCCUCCCAGCUCCACUGACCUCCCCGCGCCUCCUCUCCCCCGCCCUCCCCGGCCCUGUCCCUCCUUCCUCACGCCCCUACGCCUCUCGGCCCCCGUAACCACCCCCGAGAACAACCCGAGAGAGCAGCGGGGUCCAAAGGCUUCUCACGCCCGGGCCUCUGAGCCGGCCCGGCCAGAACGCCAGACCUCAGGCUGCAUGACUGGGCGGAGCAGUCCCCGGCCCAGACGCGGCGCCGGAGAGCUCCAGAGCGGUCCCAGGGAGGGGGUUCCCGGCGCGGGCGGAAGGGCGGGGGUGAGGCUCUCGCUACCCCGAGGCUGGGCACAGCCGGCCCCAGCGGGGCCGCGAGCACGCUGCGCGGCGAGCUCUCCCGGCUCCCGGGCGCACCUUAGAGAGAAGCUUACCCCGGACACUAGGAUGACCGGCUAAACAUGGAAUCCGGGCCUGCACCCGGGAUGAUGGGUGGGGGUGGCGGGUGAACUUGAGUAGAGGUAAGGAAAGUUCUACAGCCUUGUUCCAAGCCCUACAAGCGUCCCUUGCACCCGCCGGCUGCCUGGAAGCCUCAUCCUGCCGGCUUCCAGGAGGGUUGGGCUAAGUACAGCAGCGGUGUUGGAAAUGUAGUUGCAAAAUACAAGCCCAGCCGGAUGGGCGAGACCACGGAGGGGCAUGCGUGAGUGGGUACCCUCCAAGCACCUUCCACCCAGUAUUUCAUUCCCCACAGCCCAGAGGACUGAUGCUUCGGACAAAUGCCGCACGGCCCAUUCGGGAGCGGAGGCAGUCAAGCUUCUGUUUGCGAAAAUCUGGAUCCUUUAGAACCCACACAAUGUACUUGGGUGGGGAUUAAAAAGCAUUUUUCAUGGCGUGGAUUUGCACCGACAUAGGUACAGGCCUGAAGUGCUCCUCUUUCCCCCAGACCGUUCCCGGCGCCCAGGAGCCACAGGGGGAGUACGCCUCAAGCUCACCCGGCUGCAGAGCGCAGGCAGCUCCCAGAAAUGCACUAAUUGAGUCACAAACCACCGGCCGCCCCUAACAAAGCGAUCCAUCUCGGCAGCUCAGCGCCCGAUUUGUCCGCAGCACUUUCUUCCGCAAUUCAGAAGCAUUAUCUUGGUUUUAAAAGUAUCGCAGCAGAAACAUGGCAAUUAUCCGGGGCUCCGGUUACGCUAAAUGGCUUUAGGCUGAGAAAUGGAAGAAUACAAAUGCCGCGAACGUGCUGAUCUCUUCUCUACCAGGCCUGGACAGGCGUAGGUGGGGCGAGCGAAAUUUCAGCCAGGGAGAGGGAAGUGCGGCACAAGUUCCCAUUCUUGGCCCUCUCUCCCAACGGCACCAAUCGGAAAGAAGUGAUGGGCCUUUAUCCCUAGAGGUAAAGUUUUCUGAGCCACAGUCUCCUUCAGGGAUCGGAAGAGAAGGGGUCGUAACCCGACAAGACAGGGCCAAGCUUCUGGCCUCGUCUUUGGGAACAGGUUGGGAGCUUCUGGCAUCGCUGGGGUAAGGAAGGGAUGAGAGGUCAAGGGUCAGAGAGUAAGAUGGGGGAAGAAUCCAGUUCCUCUUUGGACAACCACACUAAAAUUAGGGCAGGAGGAUGGCCCUGGGAGAAGACAACCAUGAGGAAAGAAGAGCAAGCUCUGAACUGGACUAGGGAGAGGCGUUCACUUCUGAGUGAGGGGCAGGCCUGUCCCGGGAGCCUGGGCGAACGCUGUAGAGUGGGAACCCGCGAGAACUGCAGAGGCCCAGAGACCACGAGGCGUCUCUGCACCAGAGGAAAACAAAACCAUUAAGACUCUUCAUCUCCGUCCGCUAGGAACAGCAAGUGGAUGGGAAAGAACCUUGACAACACAAAACUCAUUUACUAAUGGACUAGUUUUGAGUUUCUCUUCUCCGGGUCCUCAAAUCGCCCUGCCUGAGCCCUCGCCCUAUUCAGAGCUCGCGGGGAGCAGCGUCCCCAAGGAGGCAGAUGGACGGCUGCUCCGGCGCCGUGCCGCCGUCGGAACCUGGAAUCCCAAGGGUCGAGGGCACUUGGAGUUUCCGACCAAGCGGAGGAAAAAGAUGAAAUUGUCACUUCAGCCAGAAUUUGGGGAGUCUCCGCAUUACCCCAGAACGACGACGCUAACUUAUUGAAGAAACUCCUCCCGAAGCCCUUCCCUUCCAUACAUCUGUAGGUAGAGUAGAAUCCCCCUAUCUUUCUUGAUGGUAAAGGAAUUCCCAGAAAGCGGGCUGGGAGCCUCGAAGCAUCUCGCUCCAAGCCAAAAGGGAACCAAAUGGAUCCCGGCCAGAAGUUUUUGAACCAAGGCCUUAUGUCAACCCGGCCGAGAAAACCCAGCACCAACUUGUGCUUCCGCAUUGACUUUUCCAUAGACCGGUUGUGCAUACCCGGGGGUUACCUGCACAGAGGAGGCAUAGAAGAACUGAAACCUGGCGUUGGGAACCCCUUUCCAGCCGCGUUGCCCUCGGGAGCCGCGAAGCGACGAGGGCAGCAGCUGGAGUUGCUCGUUGUCUUUAAAUCUCCGACGCAUCUCUGUUUUCUUGUGAUUUGCAUUGACAGGAAAAGGUUUUAAGUUACUACAACAACUCAAACCUUUCUGUGUGCGAUUUAAAAUGGAUCAUUUGGUUUAUGUGGUUUGUAAAUUCAUGUCAUUUUACCUCUUUUAGUGGUUUUCAGUGAAAGCUUCCAUUUUGGGAAACCUUAUAUAUCCGAGCCAAUAAUUAACAUUUAUAACAAUUGGUUCCCCUAACCAAGGGAUCGAAAUAGCAGGUAGGCUCAUUGGUAUAAACCGAAUAGCACUUUUCCUUUUUAGUCACGCGAUCUACUGGGUUGAACGCUAGGAGGUUGGCGAGCCCGGGCAUGGCCUUCAAGGAUGAACACCAUAUCUCAUCAACCCAGGUGCCCGAAAUCGCCGCAUCCACACGGAUGUCUUUCCAGUUGUCGCCAACAUCUAGUACGUCUUGGUUCCUUUUGAAGAGAAGAAGCCGAAAAAAGGGUAGUCAUAUUGGUGUCUAAUUUUCAUCACUCCGCUCCUCUUCAUCCCCUGCAAAUUUAUACUUGCCCUUCUUUGUCCAAGAUAUGCCUAAUUUCCUCAUGCAAAAUUGUUAAUAAUAGAGUACA
Molecule: messenger RNA, 3490 nt
Organism: Vicugna pacos (alpaca)
Lineage: Eukaryota; Metazoa; Chordata; Mammalia; Artiodactyla; Camelidae
Source: RefSeq, a predicted model, not a curated record